AUGACAAAAACUCAAAGCGAAACCGAUAUUAAAAAGUUAUUUAAACAAUUUGACAAUGGAAAUGGUGUAUUGUCACUUGCUGAAAUUGAUAAAGCAAUCAUACGGCUUUAUCCUCAAUUUGCAAAUAAUAAACCAGCCAUUAUGAGAGCAUAUAAAGCAGCUGAUACGAGUGGAAAUGGAUUUGUUGAACUGGCUGAAUUUGGUAAAAUUGUUGAUUUACUCCAUUAUUACAAUGAAAUAUCACAAGUGUUUCAACAAUUGGAUAAGAAUAAAGAUAAACGAAUUAGUUUUAAUGAAUUUAAGAAAGGUUAUGAUUUACUCAAUCAAGAUAGUGACGAUGAAGAAGCGUUAAGAGAAGAAUUCAAUUCUAUCGAUACGAAUCACGGUGGAUAUAUUCUGUUUGAUGAAGUAUGUUGA
This is a messenger RNA of Didymodactylos carnosus, 417 nucleotides long. The record is from the annotation of a GenBank genome assembly. NCBI's taxonomy places the organism in Eukaryota, Metazoa, Rotifera, Eurotatoria, Philodinida, Philodinidae.